GGACCACUGGAGAAACGCGGCGGGGAAGAUAGAACAAGCGACUCCGUAUAUACACACAUACGACCUGCUCCUUCCUCCCGCCGCCGCCACCCGCCGCCGACCUGGUCGCAAGCGACGCUCCGCUGAGCGCGUCCGUCCCUCUCGACGUUAUAGAAAACAAUAGCAAUAGCACAGCGACUACCACUUCUCAUCAAAACUCAAAAGCGCCGCGUGGCCGUCGUCGCACUAGCCCCCCAACCCCAAACAACCCUCUUCCCGAGUCAAACCCCACUCACGCGCGGACGCGUCUCGGCCCCCCACGCAAACGCAAUCCGGCCAUCGCCAUGGGCACGCCGCGGCGGCCGCGGCCCCAGCUGGCGCGCAUCAACGCCAUGAGGAACUCCUCCUACUCGGCGGAGGGCGAGGACGGCGACGACGACCUCGUGGCCUACGGCGAGCUCCAGCUCGGCGGCGCCUCCGGGGGCGGGGGCGGGCGCGGGUACCCGCCGCAGCCCAGCUUCCGCAUCCGCGGCGGCCACGGCGGCGCGGAGGAGGUCGCCGAGCUCCUGCGCAAGCUCGGGCUCUCCAGCACCGACGACUUCACCAUCCCGCCGGCCGUCUACGCCGCCGCCAUGUCCCACCUCCCCAACGCCGCCCGCCGCCGCGCGUCGCUGGAAAAGCAGGAGCAGACCCCUGCAGCACGACCCGAAGCUUCGUCCUCGUCGCCACCCGAGAACCCACAAGUUUCUGGACCCGGCGUUGUCGUGGUCGCCGCGAGGAUGGAGAGAGCUGGGGAGGGGGAUGAUGGCAAAUUAGUACAAUCGGAGACUAUGCAAGUUAACGCAAGAAAUCAUCAAGGACCUAGAGCUGAAUCAAGCCGCAAAUUGGUCGAGUUGGAGAUUGUAGAAACCUCUACACGAGCGAUCACUCGUGCGUCGAAGCCUGAGAAUGCAGUCCAAGACAAGGAGGAUGACAAAAUUGCCAAAGUAGAUGCGUUACGAGAGGAGAGGAGAAGGGGCGUCGUUGUGGAGGCCACAAGGGAGACUACCAGUGCUUUGCCUCUCGUUGUUGCAGCAGAGUCCACUUCACUUGACAUUGAGCGUCUGUUUUCGCCUUCGCCAAAUAGGCGGUUUAGGAGAACCAUCACGUCCUGGGUCAAGGGAGGGCAUAUCGGGAGCGGAUCAUUUGGGUCGGUCUAUGAGGCGAUGAGUGAUGAUGGGUUUUUCUUUGCUGUCAAGGAGGUGUCAUUAAUUGACCAAGGAAUCAAUGCAAAACAGCGCAUCAUACAGCUUGAGCAUGAGGUAUCCCUCUUGAGUCGUUUGGAGCAUGACAAUAUAGUUCAGUACUAUGGAACAGACAAGGAAGAUGGAAAAUUGUAUAUUUUUCUUGAACUUGUGAGUCAAGGCUCUUUGGCGGCUUUAUAUCAAAGAUACUGUUUACAAGAUUCACAAGUCUCAGCAUAUACAAGACAGAUUUUGAAUGGUUUGAACUAUCUACAUCAGCGGAAUGUGCUGCACAGAGAUAUCAAAUGUGCAAAUAUCCUAGUUGAUGCAAAUGGGUCGGUCAAAUUAGCUGAUUUUGGGCUUGCGAAGGAGAUGUCAAUUUUGAGCCAGGCAAGAUCUAGCAAGGGAACUGUGUUCUGGAUGGCCCCUGAGGUUGCUAAGGCUAAGCCACAUGGGCCUCCAGCAGAUAUCUGGAGUCUUGGCUGCACAGUUCUGGAGAUGCUGACCUGCAAAGUUCCAUACCCUGAUAUGGAAUGGACACAUGCUUUGCUCAAAAUCGGUAGGGGAAUACCACCAAAAAUUCCCGACAAAUUAUCAGAAGAUGCACGGGAUUUCAUAGCAAAGUGUGUCCAAGCAAAUCCAAAGGACCGGCCAUCUGCUGCUCAGCUGUUCGACCACCCUUUUGUGCAGAGACCACUGCAACAUUAAGGCGUCUGAUGUACAAUUGUGGUGCUAACAAAUUUGCUUAUACUGUUGUACAUAAGCUGAUUUUAAUUUGCCUAUGGAAAGCUGCGGAAUAUACUGAGGAAUGAGGGGGUCUGUAAACUGAUGGAAUUAUGAAAUCCAGUAUGGUCCAUCAAUACAACACGCUUGAAGGAAAACAAGGGAAGUCGUUCAAGGGAAGAUGAAGAACAUUUUACAUUGGUGUUAUACUUGGGCUUGCCUUGUUUCUCCCACCCUCUCUCUUUCUGCUGCAAGUGUUUACGUUCAUUAUUUGACAUCUUGACCAGACUAGAAGUUGUGGUCUGGUGUCAAACUGUGGAUUCGACGAUGUUGAUAGUGCAGGUAUUAAUGUGUGCGAGUGCCAAGUGCUCGCACAACAGUCAACAGUUCACUUUUCUGACCGUGUCGCUGCCCACGGCCACACCUUUACAGUUCCCUUUCUGUUUGCCGUUGUAAACUGGCUGUAUUGCCCAUGUUUGACGUGGAAAUAAAAUCCGUUUGCCUUAAAA
Molecule: messenger RNA, 2434 nt
Organism: Brachypodium distachyon (stiff brome)
Lineage: Eukaryota; Viridiplantae; Streptophyta; Magnoliopsida; Poales; Poaceae
Product: mitogen-activated protein kinase kinase kinase 1
Exons: 10
Coding region: 324-1910 (528 amino acids)
Biological process (GO): protein phosphorylation
Molecular function (GO): ATP binding; protein kinase activity
Source: RefSeq, a predicted model, not a curated record